Messenger RNA from Lodderomyces jiufengensis, 2031 nucleotides. RefSeq names its product serine-type carboxypeptidase. Gene Ontology annotation, molecular function: serine-type carboxypeptidase activity. The transcript has a single exon. NCBI's taxonomy places the organism in Eukaryota, Fungi, Ascomycota, Pichiomycetes, Serinales, Debaryomycetaceae. Gene Ontology annotation, cellular component: trans-Golgi network. The record is from RefSeq and is a predicted model, not a curated record. Bases 1 to 2031 code for a protein of 676 amino acids. Gene Ontology annotation, biological process: apoptotic process; proteolysis.
AUGUUUCAUAAUUCAUUUUAUUUAUUUAUAUGUAUAUUUAUAACGACUAUUUUGGCUAUAUCUCCAAAAGAAGGUAUUAAUUCAGAUCCAACAAAACAAUAUUUAGUUACAAAUUUACCUGGUUUGAAUAAUAUUGAUGAUGAUUAUAAACCUUUAAUGUAUUCAGGACAAUUGGAAUUAUUUCCUGAAAAUAAUACAAAUUAUUAUUUUUGGAAAUUUAUUGAUUCUAAAAAAUCAGAUUUAAAUAAUAAAAGAACUAUAUUUUGGCUUAAUGGUGGACCUGGUUGUUCAUCAAUGGAUGGGGCAUUAUUAGAAAUUGGUCCUUUUAGAAUUAAUAAAGAUAAACAAGUAACUUUAAAUAAUGGUACAUGGCAUAAAAGUGGUGAUAUUAUAUUUGUUGAUCAACCUGCUGGUACUGGGUUUAGUUAUACUGAUCAAGAUAAAUAUUUACAUGAUUUAGAUGAUAUGGCUUUUUAUUUUUUAAAAUUUAUGGAAAAAUAUUAUGAAGUAUUCCCUCAGGAUUUAGAAAAUGAUAUUUAUCUUGCUGGUGAAUCAUAUGCUGGACAAUAUAUUCCUUAUAUUGCAGAUUAUAUUAUUAAAAGAAAUCAAAAUUUAAAAGAAGAUGAACAAGAUAAGACCUAUAAAUUAAAAGGUUUAUUAAUUGGUAAUGGUUGGGUUUCUCCUAAUGAACAAAGUUUAAGUUAUUUACCAUUUUUUAUUGAAAAUAAAUUAAUUGAUUCAUCACAUCCUAAAAUCUUAGAAUUAUUAAAUCAACAAGAACAAUGUCAAAAAAUAAUUGAUAAAAUAGAUAAUCAUUUUAAUGAUGAUGAAAUAAAUCCUGCAGAAAUUGAUUCAUCAAUUUGUGAAGGUAUAUUAACAAAAUUAUUAGAAUAUACUUUAAAUCAACUGGCAAAUGAUGAUCAAAAAUGUAUAAAUAUGUAUGAUUAUACAUUAAGAGAUUCUUGGCCUUAUUGUGGUAUGAAUUGGCCAAUGGAAUUAAAAUAUGUUAAUCCAUUUUUAAAUGAUAAUGAUGUUAAACAUGAUUUAAAUUUAAAACAAUUAAGAACUUGGCAUGAAUGUACUGGAAGAGUUAGUAGAAAUUUUAAUGCAAGACAUCUGUUUCCAUCAGUUCAUAAAAUUCCAGAUUUAGUUAAACAUAUUCCAAUAAUAUUAUUUAAUGGUGCUAAUGAUAUUAUAUGUAAUUCUCAAGGUGUAAUGCAAUAUUUAAUGAAAUUAGAAUGGAAUGGUCAAAUAGGUUUUGAAAAUAAAGAUUCACAAUUAGAUUGGAUUCAUGAUAAUUCAAAAGUUGGAAGUUAUUUACAAGAAAGAAAUAUAACAUUUAUAAAUAUUUAUAAUUCAAGUCAUAUGGUACCUUAUGAUUUACCUGAUGUUUCAAGAGCAUUAAUUGAUUUAAUAACUGAUAAUUAUGAUGAGAAAGAAAAUCAAAUUAUUACUUAUCCAUUAGGUGUACAUAGAAAAGGAGUAGAACAAGAAGAAGAUCAACAUUCUCUUGAAGAAACAGAAGAACAACCAACCCAAUCAAACUCAACUACAACUACAACAGACUCAAUAACUUCUUCUUCAUCAUCAUCAUCAACAACCAGCACCACCACCACAGAAGAACCAACAAGCAAUAAAAUAACAAGAUUAAUACAAUUGGCAGUAAUAGUCAUAGUAAUAUGGGGUAUAUAUAUAUUAUACGCAUCAUAUAGAUCAAGACCAUCAUCAAUAAUUAAAAAAUCAACAACAAACAAAAAGAAAAAUGUUCAAUGGGCAGAUCAAUUAGAUACAUUUGAAGAAGAUAUAGAAGAAAACCUACAUAAGGAUGAAGGUGGAUUUAUAACAAAAGCAUUCAAUAAAAUAAGUGGUAAAACCAAUAACAAUAAGCUCAAUCCAAAUUAUGUACCUUUAGAUGAUUUUAUAAUAGGUAGUGAUGAUGAAGAUACUCCUGAACCACCAAAACCACCACCUAAAAAUUAUGACAAAAAGGACAAUAAUAAUAAUAAUGAUGAUGUAAAUAAUUCUGUUUAG